UGCUGUUCCAAUCCAGUCUAGCGUGGUGUUAUGCUCCUGUUCAUCCCCAUCAAUGGUGAGGAACCAAGCAGAUUCCAGCGCUCCAUCUGUCAUUUCCACCUGUGGCAGCAGACAGGGAUCUAACAUGGAGGGCACUGCAGCUGAAUCGAGAUCCAGUUCAAAUUCCUUGCAGCAACAUACAGGACAGCAGCCUCCACAGCCUCGAAAGAAACGACCCGAUGACUUCAAAUUUGGGAAAAUUCUGGGUGAAGGAUCUUUUUCAACGGUUGUCUUGGCUCGAGAAUUGUCAAGUUCUAGGGAAUAUGCCAUUAAAAUCCUAGAAAAGCGUCAUAUCAUAAAAGAAAACAAGGUGCCAUAUGUGACACGGGAGAGAGACGUAAUGUCCCGCCUGGACCACCCUUUUUUUGUGAAACUCUACUUCACCUUUCAGGACGAUGAAAAGCUGUAUUUUGGGCUUAGCUAUGCCAAAAACGGAGAGCUGCUGAAGUAUAUACGCAAAAUUGGCUCGUUUGACGAGACCUGCACCAGGUUCUAUACUGCUGAAAUUGUAUCAGCUCUGGAGUAUUUACAUGGGAAAGGAAUAAUUCACAGGGACCUUAAGCCAGAGAACAUCUUGCUAAAUGAAGAUAUGCAUAUUCAAAUAACAGACUUUGGGACAGCAAAAGUAUUAUCUGCAGACAGCAGACAAGCACGGGCAAACUCGUUUGUAGGGACAGCACAGUAUGUUUCUCCAGAGCUGCUGACAGAGAAAUCUGCCUGCAAAAGCUCUGACCUCUGGGCUCUGGGAUGUAUAAUAUAUCAGCUGGUAGCUGGAUUGCCUCCAUUUAGAGCUGGAAAUGAGUAUCUUAUAUUCCAGAAGAUAAUAAAGUUGGAAUAUGACUUUCCAGAAAAAUUUUUUCCCAAGGCAAAAGACCUUGUUGAAAAGCUAUUGGUUCUAGAUGCCACCAGCAGGUUAGGUUGUGAAGAAAUGGGAGGAUAUGGACCUCUUAAGGCUCAUCCCUUCUUUGAAACCAUUGUGUGGGAGGACCUACAUCUUCAGACACCCCCAAAACUUACAGCGUAUUUACCUGCUAUGUCAGAGGAUGAUGAAGACUGUUACGGAAAUUAUGACAAUCUCCUGAGUCAGUUUGGUUGCAUGCAAGUUUCUGGUUCUGCCUCUUCCCAUUCACUGUCUGUCCCAGAGACAAGUACACCACAGACGUCAGGAGGAAAUAUUGAACAGUACAUUCAUGAUCUUGACAACAAUUCCUUUGAGCUGGACUUACAGUUUUCUGAAGAUGAAAAGAGGUUACUUCUAGCAAAACAAGCUGGUGGAAAUCCUUGGCAUCAGUUUGUAGAAAAUAACUUAAUCCUAAAAAUGGGUCCAGUGGACAAAAGAAAGGGAUUGUUUGCACGUCGGCGCCAGUUGCUGCUCACGGAAGGGCCCCACUUGUAUUAUGUGGAUCCUGUCAACAAGGUUCUAAAAGGAGAAAUUCCAUGGUCUUUAGAGUUGCGGCCAGAAGCCAAGAAUUUUAAGACCUUUUUUGUUCACACGCCAAACAGGACAUACUACCUGAUGGACCCGAGUGGGAAUGCUCAUAAAUGGUGCAAAAAGAUACAUGAAGUUUGGCGGCACAGAUACCACCAGAAUGCUGCUAAAUAGUAAAGCUUAUCCAAAACUUCCCAGUUUCCCUACUUGCUGCUAGAACUCCAUGUGCAGCCGAUCAGAGGAAUCUUUUCAACCCACCUAUUACCAUCUCAAGGGGAAGCAUAUGUCUGAAAUGUUCUGCUUU
This is a messenger RNA of Nestor notabilis (Kea), 1772 nucleotides long. It is a transcript of the gene PDPK1, whose product is annotated as 3-phosphoinositide dependent protein kinase 1. Bases 53 to 1642 code for a protein of 529 amino acids. The transcript has 13 exons. Lineage: Eukaryota; Metazoa; Chordata; Aves; Psittaciformes; Psittacidae. The record is from RefSeq and is a predicted model, not a curated record. Gene Ontology annotation, biological process: intracellular signal transduction; peptidyl-serine phosphorylation. Gene Ontology annotation, molecular function: protein serine/threonine kinase activity; ATP binding.